UCCAUCGAUAGCCCGGACAACGAUUCCGUUGUCUCAAGUAAUCUCUGUGCGGAUGUGUUUCUGUCCCAAACCGGACACCAAGAAACUGAUCUGCGAUUGUGUGCUCAACGAUGACCUGAUCGACGAGUCCUGUGACCAGAAGAUGACACUCGUCCGCCUCUACUAUGCCAUAGGUGUGGGCCGACACGGAUGGAAAGUGGAGUACUUGUCCCUACAGGCAGACGCCAAUCAUAAUGAUAGCGCUCUCUUUAAUUACAUACGAAGAAUACGUGAUAUUAUCGACGGCUAUAAACGACCGAAACGUUUGCUGGUGUUUGUGAACCCGUUUGGCGGUCACCGAAAAGCUCGCAAAAUCUAUGAGAACCGCGUGUUUCCCAUUUUUAAAUUGGCGUCAAUCGAAGUGGACUGCAUUGUGACCGAAAGGGCCAAUCACGCCAAGGAUCUGCUUAUGGACCCACAGGUGCGGCUCAACACAUACGACGGUGUGAUAUGCGUUGGCGGCGACGGCAUGUUUGCCGAACUCUUGAAUGGUAUUCUAAUCCGAACGCAAAGAGAUCACGGCAUCAAUUGGUCGUCGUUUGAGAGCAGUUUGAAAGCACCCAAAAUAACAAUGGGUGUGAUUCCCGCCGGUUCUACCGAUGCGGUCGCGUACGCCACCACUGGUAUCAACGAUCCCAUCACAUCCAGUAUUGCCAUUGUUUUAGGCAAAAGGCUUAACAUCGAUGUGAGUGCUGUUCAUCAUCGAGACGAAGACAAACUGAUUCGAUACUCGACGUCGUUCUUGGGUUACGGCUAUUUCGGCGAUACAAUCGCAGACAGUGAGGCCAACCGCUGGAUGGGACCCAAACGCUACGACUGGGCGGGCAUUAAGAAGUUUAUCCGACACCGACUCUAUUCCGGCGAAAUCAAGCUCUGCAUUGAACCGAGCGAUGGCUCCCCGAAGGACAGCAACGUUUGCACCAAUAAUUGUGAGCAGUGCGCUAAAGCAGCGUUGAAGGUGAGGGAUCAGCUUAACGAAGACGACGCACCCGCCUGCAUUUCAAUAAGAGGCAAAUUUCUGGCCAUAAACGCGGCGACACUGACGUGCAGGUGUCGGAUGACUAAGAAUGGAAUCUCACCCAAAGCUCAUUUGGGUAAUGGCUGUACAGAUCUUAUUUUGGUGUCCCAGUGCUCACGACUCGAUUAUCUCAAAUAUCUUCUCCGGACAGCCAUGUCAUCGAAAAGUCCGUUUGAUCUAAACUUUGUGGACGUAUAUCGCGUCCGCGAAUUUGAAUUCAACCCAAUUGUGAGUCCGACCUCUGGAGGCAAUCGGAGGCCAUUGAGCGCCAGUGUUUGGAACUGUGACGGAGAAGUGGUGGACGAGGCGGCCAUUCAUGUCAAGGUUCACUGUCAGCUCAUCUCACUCUUUGCCACAGGCAUUGAAGUGAGAGAUAAUUAACGAACAAAUCAAUACCACAACCAAUACUACAAAGAGAUCGUAAACUCUUUAUACGUUGCAAUACAAGUUAUUUUACACAUUAUUUGUUAUUAAUUGUUGUUUAUAUAUAAUGUAUUUACUAUACGACUGGUGCGGACACACAAUACAUACACAAAGGCCAGCAAUUCCGGUGCCGCACCCGAUCGGACACAUAUCGUUAGAGCGCAGACAUAAUGAUAUUUUUCUUUCUUUAUUAUUUUUACUUUGGAUUUAAUUUCAUAUUAUUUUAAAUUUAUUUUAUACUUCAUAUUAAAAAGUAUUGCUCAACA
Molecule: messenger RNA, 1746 nt
Organism: Medioppia subpectinata
Lineage: Eukaryota; Metazoa; Arthropoda; Arachnida; Sarcoptiformes; Oppiidae
Source: the annotation of a GenBank genome assembly